This is a messenger RNA of Leptonychotes weddellii (Weddell seal), 6921 nucleotides long. The record is from RefSeq and is a predicted model, not a curated record. NCBI's taxonomy places the organism in Eukaryota, Metazoa, Chordata, Mammalia, Carnivora, Phocidae.
GAAAAAGUGAGCUGCCCUUGCAGCUUCCCCAGGCUCCGCUCCAGCAGCGCUUGGGCCUUUCCAGAACCUCCGCGCUCGCCUUCCCUCCUCCCUUAGCAACCGCGAGGCUAUGGAUACCGCCAGCGAGUGGGGGCCCGGGAGGCCACAGGGCAGCUCUGCGGCGGCGGCGGCCCAGCUCAGGUGGCCCGCGCACGGGCGACCGCAUUGCGGAGCCACCCUGCGAGCGCAAGUGUCGCUGCGCCAGCGCGCACAGGGCCCCGCGCACCCGACCUCCGCACCUGCCGCGGGGUCCAAAAGGGAUCCUGCAAAAAUGAGCCAUUCUCACCCGGCUGGAUUGCUUGCAGCAUAUAAUAGUCUUACCGACAAACACUUGACUGGAUAUUUUAACAACACAAGGAUAAGGCGGCAUCUCUUAAGAUCAGGGCUGAUCACAAGAAGUGGAAGAAUACUUUCUGAAAAAGAAUACAAGCUAAAUAUCAUGAAGAGGGAUCACCAAAAAUAUAUCCGGGAUUGCCUAGCUCAGGCUAUUUUCCAUAAGGUUCUUGAUAUGGAGCGGUAUCAUCAACUUGAAAUAAAAAAAAAACUGGAGACGUUAGCUAGGAAGGAGCGAAUUCAGAGAUUUAAGGGAGAACCCACAAGAUGGUCUAUAGAAAAUAACAUGCCAAUCCUGUCUCCCCACCCCCCAGUUGGCCCAAAGACUAACCGUGGCCAUAGUGUCCUAAUUGAUGAAGGACAUUCCAGUCCAGUAACACUGACAGCCCCUCGGCCAUACACUGCCCCAGGAAAUAUGCAGCCUCCAAUUCGAUUAAAGCCUCUUCCCAGUAAUCCUGCAGUAGGAACUGUUCCAAAGAUAACUUCGGGGUCCAGAUCGAAAACCUCAUUGCUGGAAAAUGAAGCUCCAUUUCCCAUUGGGGGCAAGAAGGCAGUGAUGAAGUUCAAGAACUCCAUGGACAAUUCACAGGGAGUGAAUCGCUAUCAACUUCCAAACAUUAACAAUUACAUGAUGCCUAUUCCUCCUGCACCUCCUCCCCCCAGUGGAAGAAUCAUAAGGGAAAAUAGACUUGAGUCAUGGAGAAGGAGAAGAUUUCGUCCAACCACUGCUCCAGAUGGCUUAGAUCCUCUCUUUACCAGGUCCAGUGAUGACCACCUUGUGAGGCUGAAUGACCACGUGGACGGUUGUGCCGUCCGCCUUCUCUCGCGGCACUCCUUCAGUGUAUAUGGCCUGUUCUCCCUGACAACCUGGACAACUGUGCCAGUUUGGUCCUCCCACAACCUGUACUUCACCCCCUUUUCAGACAGGCAUGAAUCCAAUGCUGUACUUCUAUCUCAGCUCUCUGGAAAGAGGGGAAGACGUGAUCUUCCUACGAUGUGGGAAGAUAUAAAGACUGUUUCAUCAUCUUCAUCCAGAAGUCGCCCAUGUUCUAGUUGCAGUGAAGAUGAGUCUGCACCGGGAGAUAGAGAGGCCCACACCGAAAACGGCCUGAACAGAAGGGACAGAAGUCCAUCUUCUCAGGAGUUGAGUGAAAGUGAUGAGCCAGGAAAAUCCCACCUUCCAAUUGAGGAUUACUUAGAAGUUGAAAUUGAAGACCAAGAAAUCGUAACAGCAGAUGUAGAGACCAAGCCUCUGCCCACAGAGGAAUGCUUGGAGAAUGUUCUUGAAGAAGAAACGGAGAAAGGAACCCAAGUGGUUGCAGAGGGGUUAUCUGAGAAGUCCAGGGAACAUGUUUCCACAGAAGAAAAAGAAAAGGAUAAAAGUAGGCUUUGGGAAGGAAGCACUGCUAAGGUGAAGGACAAAAAGGCAGGUCCCCAUAGGGUGGAAAAAGAUGUUGGACAGACUGUCGCUGAGGCUGUGGAACCUGGCAGCCACCGGCACUAUGACACCGAGUCUGGUGUUAGCAGCACGAACGAGGAGAAGCACUCGAGGAAGCUGGAGAUUGACACGGGUGCAGCACCACACAGGAAUUUCGUGUUGGAGGAACAAGCAACACUCAGCUCGGACACAGAAUCCAAGCAAGGUGCAUCGGAAGUGUACACACUGGAGAAGAAAGCAGCAGUGGCGGGUGAUGAACUUCCCCAGCACGGGGAUGCUGACACAAGAAAAGAGAAAGGGGGUGCAGCACAGUGGGGAAAAGCAGUGGGGGUUAAUGAGGUUCCCUUGGGGGAGGGGAAGCCAACAGCCCCAGCUUUAAUAGGACGAUUUACUGAGGAAAGAGAGAUCCCUCGGGGCAUAGCAAGUGGGGCAGAGGCAGAAGCAGAAGGGGAUCCAAGGCUGGAUAAAGAGGAGUCAAGCCCCAGGGGAAAAGAAGCCACCAGAGCCGCUGGAGGUCUGAAAGAAGAUGAGGCUCCUGAGGAGCCCGUCUUGCUGCCCACAGUGCUGGAGACUGAGAAGGUGGCUGCCGAGGAGGCGCGGGGCUCCCAGAAGGCAGUGCUUGCAAGUGAGGCAGCAGCUCUAGACUCAGAGCGUACUCAGGAGGCAGCAGCCAUGAGGGAGACAGUGACACAGGGGAAGAGAGAGGCUGAGAGAGGCGCGGCCGUGAGUGCUGCAGGGUCUGAAAAGCCUGAGGUGAACAGUGAAGAGCAAGCAUCUACAGCCCUAGAGGACCUGGGAGCCGCGGGAGAGGCUGCCUCUGAGGGAGAAGGUGGUUCAGAAGAGGCAGUGCUUGGGGGCGAGGAACCGGCCGAAGAGCGGGAGGCAGCUAUGGGACCGGGGACACCCUUGAGCUCCUCAACUUGGGAGAAGGCCGAGGCAGCCCCGACGGGGCUUUCGGAGGGCAGCCUGGAAGAGCUUUGUAAGGAAGAUGCUGAAAGGGAGGAGAUUGGGACUGAGGCGGAAUCUAAUAAAGAAGAUGACAAGAAGGAAAUGCUACCCGAGGAAUUAGGUGUAGCAAGAGAGAGGACGAAAGCUGAGAGGCCAGAAUCACCUCUGGAGGAAACUGAAUCUGAGAGGGAAGAGGUGACCAGGGCAAACGCACGGCCGGGUGAAGACAUUUUAGAAGAAGAGCACAAGUUUAAAGGGGAAGAGCCGGAAACCGUGAAGGAAGUGAGAUCUGAGGAAGAGACACAAGUCUCCCAAAAUGAAAGGGAGUGUGAUGCCGAGGGCGAAGCAGCCACGGGGCCGUUGGAGUUGACUGACGACGCAGGGCCGCAAGGAGGAGAUUCACUGAGAGAGAGAGAGGGGGCCAUGUUUGAAGCGGCACCUGGGUAUGAAGAGUCACUGGAAAACACAACUGCUCUGAGGAAACAGGAAGGAGGGGAAAGCCCGAGAGAAGCCCGGGACCGCGAGCACAAAGGCAGAGCAGAGUUGCUCCCCAGGGAGAACGGGGCGGCCUCGGGGCAGGACCAGGGGCCGGGCCCUGACGGGGAGGGUGUGUCAGGAGCUCCUGAAACGGAGCUGGCAGGAAGGGGGCAGGCACCGGAGGCAAUGAUCGCAGCCCCAAGUGGGGCCCAGGAGCGCGCAGCCAAAGAUCAAGAUGGCCUCGCUGGACUGGAAGGAGGGGAUGAGGAAGGGCCUUUGCAAAGGCAGCAAGGAGCGGGGGUCACAGCGAUGACCCAAGAAGAUGUUUCUGAGGAAGAUUCUGUGACGGCAGAAAAGCUAAGUGAAGAAGCUAUGGAUGAGGAGGCAGAUAAAGAGUGCUCUCGGGGGACAGGAGUGAGGAGGAACGGGGACACGGAGGGGGACGGGAGCUUGCAAGGAGGCGCGGUGGUGGCCGAGGAAGAUCUCCACCAAGGAGAAGAAGCGGCAGGAACGGCCGCAGAGAAGAGGGAGGUGUUGGCAGAUUUGAAGACAGCUGAGGGGAAAACAGAGGCAAAUAAAGCCUCCUCCCUGUCAGAUGUUGCUGGCAAGGAAACUUGGCACAAAGUGGAGGAGUUACUAGGGAAACCGGCAGCUGCCGAGAAGGUGGUGGCAGGGGAAAGAGCGCUGAGCAGGGAGGAGGUGCGGGCGGUGGAGGAGGUGACGGGGACUUGGGCACCAGAGGCUGAGGUGGGGGCUCCACGAGAACCUUCCGGCCCGGGAGGGCAGGCCCCACAGCUAGGGCAGGAUCCAGAGGGCGGGGGAGCUGCAACCACGCAGCGGGCAGAGGCCGUGGGAGAGGAGCCCGGCCCGGGGAGCGGUGACCAAGGGCAGGAGUUGGGUGCAGGCGAAGAAUUCAGCCCAGGAGUGUCCCGAGGGAGAAAGUCAGAGCCUAGGGGAGAGAGUCUACAGGGCGCGCAAACGCUCCCUGUGAAACCUGAUUACACGGAAAGCCAAGAGAGGCAAGAGCGUACAGUGCAAAGAGAAAAGGAGCACGUGCAAACGCAGAGGUCUCCUUGAACAACAUGAAGGCCUAAGAGACUUUGGGGCAGAAGGAUAUUUGAAAUAUGUCUUCUGGAAGACUUAAAGACUGGAGAAAGAUUAACCCAAGCAUCUCACUCAGAACUUUGGAUUUUUACCUUUUUUUUUUUUUUUUUUAAAUCCUCGUGCUUGUCUGAGCUGGUUCCCACUCUAGCAGUGCUGGUCAGGAGCACAGUGAGCACCUUGAAAAUAACUGGAUCCAUCUGUAGGACCCUCUUUAGGGGCAGCGGUUCCUAAUGGAGGACUGUGAAGCUGUUAUGUAUUCAACAUAGCUAACGUAUCUCUAUUCAAAUCCAAUUGAUAGUUUUCAAAUGUUUGACUUUUACCAAAGAUCACCCGAAAGGCUCAGUCCUCACAUCUGGGGUUUGUUUAAAUUCCUUUUUUAUUUAUAAUCAAAUAUUAGUUCCGGUUUCAUACAUUAGAGUUUUAUUUAAAGUCUGUGGCUUGGGGCUUUAAUGACUUGGUUUGUGAAAAUGAGCUCUAAAGGUCCUUCCGUGUACACUCAAUACUGAAGAUUGUGCCAGCCCUGUAAAUCCUUCCAGAAAGGGAUUCUAUGGCAUGUAGAUUCACUUACACUUAGAAAUAUUUAUUCAUCCUUUUUAUGCCAGAAGAGUAAAGUGGCAACUUAUUUCAAAAUGCCCUUUGCUUUUUUUUUUUUUUGUAUGUGUUUCUGUCGUUUUGCUUUCAAAGGUAGACUUAAAUGCUUGUGGCAUUUUGUCCCUGGGGGCCUUAUUUAUAGGUCCAUUCAAAUGUAAAUCAAAGUAGUAAAUAAUUUAGCUGACUGAAAUGAGUAACAAUAAUUAUAGCAGGUAAACAUUGCACAUCAGCACAUACAUCAACAUUCUAGACUCCGGAUUCUUUGGUUGAUGUCAUUUGAUGGAAAAGAAACUUGGAUUAAAUUAGUGUGCUGCUCACCUGCCCAAGUUCUGUUAUUUCAAACCUGUGAACUAACCUUGCAGGGCAUUGUAAAUCAACAGUCAGAAUCACUUUCUAAAUUACCCCGUUGAUAUUACUAGAAAUAGCUGUGCAUCAGUGUGCCUACUGGGGAUUUUGAUUUCCUUGAAGACAUCUUUAUUCCUAUACCAGGACCCUAAAGGGCACAUGUGUUUGGCCAUCUUUUCUCCCAUGAGGAGAUGAAACAAAAUUUCCUAAAGCAGCGAUUCUCCAGCUGGACUACACAUUAGACUUGCGUGGAGCACUUUCAUGAAUGAUUCAACCCCUGGCCCCCUGGCCCACAAAGAUUUGGGUUUAAUUAGUUUUAGAUGGGUAUAGACGUCAGGUGUUUUGUUUUUUGGGGUUUUUUUGUGUGUGUUUUUUAAAAUUCGGUUGAUUCUACUAUGUAGCUAAAAUUGAGGACUGCCCUAAAUCAUCAUAUAAUCUAUGCUGACUGCCCUACACUCUAGGCCCCUAGGGACCAGGCAUAUUAUCUUUAUAGGUAUGUUGCAUUUUAAUAAAGGAGUCCUUGAAUGAUCAAAGAUAUAAUGGACCUGUGGUUCUCAAAAUGUGGUCCCUUGAUGAGGAUAUCAGCAUCCCCUGGAACUGCUCCAAAAAUACUCAUUCCCGCCCUCACCUCACACCUAUUAAAUUGGAAACCCAGUGGGUGUUUUAAUAAGCCCUCCAGGUAAUUCUGAUGUACUCUAAAGUCCGGAACUGCUCUCAUGGACUCUGGAUUGUACUGAGGAUUAGUCUCAGCUGGAAAACGGAUUGCAGAAGCAUUGUGAACUUUCUCUCUUUGUCUCUUUUUCUGUGUCUCUAUUUUUCUCCUUUUCUGUAGGAAAGGGUACUCACUCCAAAAGUGAUGGAUUCAUCUUGAAGCUUAUUUUUAUUAUGACCGUAAUGAUGUGUUUAUGACAUCUUCCAGCCCCACCCCCUACCGAGGAUGAGCACCUCUCACAGCACACCACAGAUCGCCAUUGUCUGUCAGGUUUCAUGAGUGGGUUUCAUCUACAGUAUAUCUAAUUUCAUUUAUUACUGAGCUGCAUUACUGUGGAGCCCGACAGUAUUUGUUUCCUGAUCUCAACCUCAAUGCUACGGAGCACUUUGAAUACAUAGCACCUUAUGAGAAAGAUUGUAAACUUGUUAAUUCUAUUGAAGAAUGAGUUUUGUACAAUGUGCUAAAUGGAAAUUGCAUUGAAUUAUUUUUAUAUUUAACACAUUCCGUCAAAACAUUCUGUAACAUAAUCCUACAAUCUGCAUGUGGGUUUAAGUGUGAAAUUCAGUGUUGGGAUAUUUUGAUUAAAUGAAUUUCUUUCUCUGCAAAUACUAUGUUGAUAAAACUAUUUGCAUGUUCAACUGAACUGAUUCCCCCCUAGUUUCAUUAUUAAAGCAUAAAUAAGCUGUAUGUUUACAAAUAAGGCAUGUAAAUGAUUCUUUAUAAAUAAGACUAGACUUUGAAAAAUCUUCUUUGUCCUUUCCUUAUGAAUUUAAACUCUAUAAAGCAGAGAAAGUUUGUUUCAUUGGGUUGUUUAUAUUGACUGUCUGCAAACACGUCUGCAUUCUUACAUGUCUUUCCCAUACAUGAGAUAAUGUCAGAGAAGAAAAUUAUCACCAUUUCAUGAAUAAGUAAAUAAAAGCUCAGUAAAGUUAAA